Chelmon rostratus (copperband butterflyfish) is the source of this 1253-nucleotide messenger RNA. It is a transcript of the gene ska1, whose product is annotated as spindle and kinetochore associated complex subunit 1. Gene Ontology annotation, cellular component: spindle microtubule; mitotic spindle; outer kinetochore. The coding region runs from base 68 to 814 and encodes 248 amino acids. Gene Ontology annotation, molecular function: microtubule binding. The transcript has 7 exons. The record is from RefSeq and is a predicted model, not a curated record. Gene Ontology annotation, biological process: chromosome segregation; cell division; regulation of microtubule polymerization or depolymerization. NCBI's taxonomy places the organism in Eukaryota, Metazoa, Chordata, Actinopteri, Chaetodontiformes, Chaetodontidae.
GAUUGAACCGCGAACGCAGCACUGAGGAAGAGCACCGGUGGUCAACGGAGCACAUCAGUCAGAGAAAAUGAGUGAGUUGGAGGACGUCAGCCACCACAUUCAUGACAGGAUAUCAUCCUUACAACGCUUGCUGGAUCUGUCAGUUGUUGAAUUGCCUCAAAAUAAGAUUCAGAAACUUGGACAAGAACUCUUUGCACUCGAGAGACUUCUGGAGGAGUUUGAACAAUGUGUUUGCCAACAGAAAGAGCAGCUAAAGCAUCUGAAGGAACUUCAGGGGUCAUUCCAGAAGGAUUUUGAGGAUGUCCAGCACCUUAAGGACAACAUACCUGCACACAUGCCCAGGAAGAAAGUCCCAACAAAUGGAAGUGAACCAUUGAACCAGAAAGACGCGGCGGAUGUUCAGCCAGCUCAGCAGGAAAAUGUCAAGAAGACCAACAAGAGCUUUGUCAGAGAGAUGGAGUUUAUCACCCUGCCAGAGUUUGAGAGCAUCCCUCAGUACAUGAAGGGACGUGUUUCAUAUGAUCAGCUUAAUGCUGCGGUGCAGAGUAUUAACACAGCUGUGAAGGCAAAGUAUAAGAUCCUCCAUCAGUCGGUGAGAACUCUCAACAAUCAUGCACGCAGGCUGCACCAGCGCUUUAAGGACCAAGAGACCAAAGACACUAAAGGUCAGUAUUUUGUGGUGGAGGAUGACAUUCGUGAAUUUGCUCAGGUGAAAGUGGACAAACGAUUUCAGGGGAUUCUGAACAUGCUGCGACACUGCCAGCGCCUACGGGAGCUUCGAGGAGGGAGGCUGACCCGCUACAUGUUGUUGUAACAAGACUCAAUUACACUCUCAGUUAGGGUUUUUGUUUCUCUCGUCACACUGGUAUGAGGCUUUUUACAGACUACAUAUUUGGAAGACUGCUUUGUGUAUUGUGCUCACUGUCAAACACUACAUACGAGAGGGGUUUGAUUUGUCAGAUGAGUCAUAUUGACCAGUAGUUAGAUCAGGUUCGUGGCUUCGUUAGGUUGGUAUAGUACCGCACAUUGUACAAAGCAACAAGUGACAUUGUGUCCCUCACAGAAUGUGACAGGAUUGUCAUCUAAAUAUACACACUUCACAGAUUUAACCAGGGAUAGGCUUUCAUUUGCCCCCCCCUGUAUGUCCACACAAUACUGGAAUGUGUAUAUAUGUAUGUAUGUGGGGGUAUAAAUAAAAGAAAUAGAUGUUUCUUUGUUAUAUAUUAAAUUGUCACGAAAUUCUGUAUUUUUAA